Cloeon dipterum is the source of this 514-nucleotide messenger RNA. RefSeq names its product transmembrane protein 167A-like protein ksh (gene ksh). The record is from RefSeq and is a predicted model, not a curated record. The transcript has 3 exons. Gene Ontology annotation, biological process: protein secretion; intracellular transport. Bases 208 to 426 code for a protein of 72 amino acids. Lineage: Eukaryota; Metazoa; Arthropoda; Insecta; Ephemeroptera; Baetidae.
AAAAAGGGGCGUAACAUUUGUUGUGCAGACUGACAUUGCUGGCCGCUGUCACAACAUCAAUUUUCCGGAAAUUUAAUCGAAUAAGCGCAUAUUUACACACACGAUCAGUUUUUCAAAUGACGUGACAAGUAUUCUUCUAAUUCGGGAAUUUGUUUAACUUUUCGUCAAAAAUUUUGGAAUUUCUUUAACUCUAAGCACAGCUGCAAAAUGUCAGCAAUUUUCAACCUCCAAAGUCUACUCACCGUCAUUCUGCUGUUGAUUUGUACCUGUGCUUACAUCAGGUCAAUGUUUCCAAGCUUGUUGGACAACAACAAAGUAGGAUUUCGGGGUAUUUUCUGGAAAUGUGCCCGUAUUGGAGAGAGGAAGAGUCCUUACGUGGGAUUUUGCUGUCUGGUCAUGGCAGUCAAUUUACUGUUUUGGACGUAACACGCCAGCUACAAUUUGUUCCGUUACUCAAGUUUAAUUUUUCUUGCAUAAUCUAAUAAAAGUCAUCAAUUUCUAACAAUUUCUUAAA